AUGUCGAGUAGGGAUUCAAUUGACCAGGGCACUGAGUUACUACCAAUUUCAACUCCUCAGAAGAGUGCAUAUCAUCUGCUUCAAAGUGCCUGGUCAGGAGAUUCCGAAAGAGGGCCAAAAGAAAGCCCAUCAGACGAUGAGGAGACCCCACUUAAUCCCAAAAGAAGUAUAUUUCGUGAUGGCGCCCGAUUCGAAGGGUGGAAGUUCACCAUAUUUGUGGCUUUUGUAAUCUCCUUGGUCGUUCUAUUUUUCAACAUUGGCUUUCUACUCUACACCGCCGCAAACCCCCGGCAAGACGAUCUGCAUCUUUACCCUAUUGAAUAUCAGCAUGAAUAUUCCCGGGGUGAACACCACAAAAAAAACACUGUUUUGUACGAGGGUGACUGUGAGAACGUGCACCGGUUGAGCACUGGCUUCCAUUUACUCGUGAACUUGUUGAGCACAGCUCUAUUGAGUGCUAGCAAUUUCGGAAUGCAAUGCCUCUCUGCUCCGACAAGGAAGGAUAUAGAUCAAGUGCAUCGGUGGGGCAGUUGGCUCGAUAUUGGAGUUCCUAGUGUUCGCAACCUGUUCCGGGUAUCUCGCAGGCGCUCGAUCUUGUACAAUUCCGCGAUCUACGAAACAACCGCGGUGUUUGCUUACGAUAUAUUUGCUGGCUCUGGCUCUUUUCCACAUGAGAAUUGGUCAGACCUGCAUUCGAAAAGUGUGCUGGAUUUACAACAAGAGGCGGAACAAGACUCCCUACAUAACCUCUUUUACGCAGCAAAAAAUGGAACCCUUGACCGUCUACAAGGACCCGAAUGCCUAGAUGCCUUUGCUCAGACCUUCCAGAAAGUAUACAGCAAGCUUUUGAUUGUGACUGAUUAUGGCGAAGGAAACCAUUCAUAUGGCCUGGUCCACACAAACCCUGUAUUCAAGCCGUCAGACUACUUUUCUGGCAGGAGUGGUCCGUACGAUUGGAUAUGUCCCCGUGACGCGGGAUAUAUCUGCAACGUGAGCUCUCUUCCCAAUAUUCGAUCACAAAUUGCCAUCGACAACUGGACUGUCGGACACUACAAGAUUGAUUACUGCCUAGCAGAGAAGGAGCAGCAACGUUGCAAGCUGCAGUACUCAUUCACAAUAUUGAUGGUUGUGAUUUUGUUCAACUUACUCAAAACCGUCAUCCUGUUCUAUAUGUGGCUUCAAAUACCAGAUACCGAUACACCUAUUUUGACACUCGGCGAUGCUAUUGCUUCCUUCUUACGGCGCCCGGAUCGGUACACGCAAGGUGGCUGUCUACUUGCCUAUCGUAACGUGAGACACAUGCUUCGCUUCUCCCCAAAAUCAUUCAAGAAAAGACCGCUGGAGGAGCCGAAACCAUUUUCCACAAAGCGGAGACGAUGGGGUACCGCCCUCUCCCUUCGGCGGUGGACAUUUAGUAUAAUUAUGUGGAUUAUUGCCAUCACGGCAUGCCUGUUCCUACUUGGAUAUGGACUCUCCCGGAUUGGACAAGGCGUGUCUAUCUGGGACCUACCACUGGGAGCCACCGUUGCGGAUACCUUGAUAACAGGUGCCCACUGGCCAAAUAACCUGGAACUCAACGUUAUCAUCGCCAAUGUGCCACAACUCAUCUUUUCUUUUCUCUACUUUGCCUUCAACAGCCUCCUAACUACAAUGACUGUCGCGGCCGAAUGGAGCGGAUACGCUGCGUAUCGUAAAGGUCUCCGCGUCUCGAACAACGCAAAAAUAUCCCAGCGAAGCAAAUACUUCCUCUCAAUACCUUAUCGCUAUUCCAUGCCACUCAUGGCUGCCUCAGUCACCCUCCAUUGGCUGAUCUCACAGAGUCUGUUUAUGGUUAGAAUUGAAGCGUUCGACUCGAAAAUGAUCAGGGAUAUUGAUGCAGAUCUGAUUACCUGCGGUUACUCGCCCGUCGCGAUAGUAAGUGCUGUGGUAGUUGGGGGAUUCACGUUCUUCUGCCUGCUGGGCCUGAGUUCCAAGCGGUUCAAGACGGCAAUGCCGGUAGUGGGGAGCUGUAGCUUCGCAAUUUCUGCCGCGUGUCAUCCGGACUUUGAUCCAAACGAGAAUAGAACUGUUCGGUCGGACAAUGGGGAUGAGGAUAUGGCGCUUUUGCCUAUUAAGUGGGGGGCAGUUGGAGCGGCGGUGCCGGUCGGUAGGUAUGUCGGACAUUGCAGUUUCACGUCGGAAGAUGUCGAGCUGCCCAGAAAAGGAAGGAUCUACAGAUGA
This is a messenger RNA of Penicillium coprophilum, 2220 nucleotides long. RefSeq lists its product as uncharacterized. The record is from RefSeq and is a predicted model, not a curated record. NCBI's taxonomy places the organism in Eukaryota, Fungi, Ascomycota, Eurotiomycetes, Eurotiales, Aspergillaceae. Bases 1 to 2220 code for a protein of 739 amino acids. The transcript is spliced from 4 exons.